This is a messenger RNA of Ceratina calcarata, 511 nucleotides long. Its product is annotated as carbonic anhydrase 1-like. The transcript has 2 exons. The record is from RefSeq and is a predicted model, not a curated record. Bases 80 to 511 code for a protein of 143 amino acids. Lineage: Eukaryota; Metazoa; Arthropoda; Insecta; Hymenoptera; Apidae.
UCUAUUGUUACAUAUACUAUCAUAAAAAUCAUAAAUGAAGCUUGGCUGUUAUUAGUUACAGAACGACCCAAAUGACUUCAUGGAAGAAAUAGUAAAGAAUUUGUUAGAAAUUCGUACUACGGAUUCGUCAGUUCGCAUAGCCCCUUCGAGCUUAACUAACUUUCUGAUACCCUUUACGGAGGACUAUUUCUUAUACUGGGGCUCCAUUAUAACAAUAAGCAAUAUACACAGUAUUCUUUGGUUAAUUUGCAGAGAACCAAUUGGUAUUACCACGAGACAAGUCGCAGAGUUUCGCAAGUUACACAACCAGUGUGGCGGGCCUAUAUUAUCGAACGUACGUCAACGAAAACCCCUGCAAGGCAGAGACGUUUUCCACGUUUGUCCCUCUGGAUCAUUGUACGCUUCCCUUCUACCAGUCCCACGAAUUUACGAUCAUGGGACAUCCAGCUUGAAUCGGAAAGGUACACCCAGCAAUGAAGAUGAUGCUGUACAUGACGUACAAAAUCCUUGA